Odobenus rosmarus divergens (Pacific walrus) is the source of this 1333-nucleotide messenger RNA. RefSeq names its product nei endonuclease VIII-like 2 (E. coli) (gene NEIL2). Gene Ontology annotation, biological process: base-excision repair. Lineage: Eukaryota; Metazoa; Chordata; Mammalia; Carnivora; Odobenidae. The transcript is spliced from 5 exons. Gene Ontology annotation, cellular component: nucleus. Gene Ontology annotation, molecular function: zinc ion binding; DNA N-glycosylase activity; DNA-(apurinic or apyrimidinic site) endonuclease activity. The record is from RefSeq and is a predicted model, not a curated record. Bases 92 to 1096 code for a protein of 334 amino acids.
CGGCUGAGGCCUCUCCGCCCGGCGCUGGAGGCGGCGUGCGGACCUCGCCGCGGGGCUGGGGCGAGCCGAGGGGCGCGGGCCCGGAGCCGGGAUGCCGGAAGGACCAUCUGUGAGGAAGUUCCACCACUUGGUCUCCCCCUUUGUGGGGCAGCAGGUGGUCAAGACAGGGGGCAGUAGUCAGAAGCUGAACCCUGCCAGCUUUCAGUCGCUGUGGCUCCAAGACACCCAGGUCCAUGGAAAGAAAUUAUUCCUUAGAUUUGAUCCAGAUGAAGAACUCGGGUCCCUUGGCAACAUCUCACUGCCAGAGUCUCUAGAAAAAGGAGAGAGGAAGGGAGAGGCUCAGGACCAAAAGCAGGCCUCAGGGCCCAGCAGCCGGAAAAUCUCGCAGCAGUCCUCUCAGUCCGUGGAGCUUGUUGCUCCCAGUGGAGACAGUGGUGUGGAGCAUUGGCAGGGAGACACGCCUGCAGGAGGUCCUGAGAGGUGGCUGCAGGUCAGCUUUGGUUUGUUUGGCAGCGUUUGGGUGAACGAGUUCUCCAGAGCGAAGAAAGCAAACAAGAGGGGCGACUGGAGGGACCCCACUCCCAGGUUGGUCCUGUACUUUGGUGGUGGCGGCUUCCUGGCAUUUUAUAAUUGUCAGAUGUCUUGGAGCUCUUCCCCAGUGGUCAGACCCACCUCUGACAUCUUGUCGGAAAAGUUCGAUCGAGGACAAGCCUUGGAAGCUCUGGGCCAGGAGCAGCCUGUCUGCUAUACGCUGUUGGACCAAAGAUACUUCUCAGGCUUAGGGAACAUCAUUAAGAAUGAAGCCUUGUACAGAGCCGGGAUCCAUCCCCUUUCUCUGGGCUCGCUCCUCAGCCCUCAGCGCCUCGAGGCCCUCGUGGAUCACGUGGUGCAGUUCAGUGCGGACUGGCUUCAGGGCAAGUUCCAGGGCAGACAGCAGCACACGCACAUCUACCAGAAGGAGCAGUGCCCUGGGGGGCACCCGGUCAGGAGAGAGGCCUUUGGGCCCCCGGGUGGCUUCCAGAGGCUCACGUGGUGGUGCCCACAGUGCCAGCCCAGGCUGCCCGCCGACGAGCAGGCACAGGUCCAGCUCUCCUAGGGGGCUCCCUCCUGUCUUCACAGACCCUGGCCCUUUAGGGGCCCUGAUUCCUGAAUGUCCAGAAAGGGGGUGCUGUCAGUGUUUGGGCCUGGCCACAGGAGCUAGAGGGCGGGGUGGGGCAGGGGGGUGGACGUCAGGAGUGUUGCCAGCCCCAUCUCACUGGUUAGGUUGAAGGCGGUUCUUACAGGGUUAGAUUUUUUUUUUUUUUUUUCCUUCUUUCGUUUCGGUUCAUUCUUC